GUCAAUCUGGACAAGAUGGCCAAGGUCCUCGUUAUCUUCGUCGUUGUGGCUUCUCUGGUUGCUUUGGCAUCUGCUAGUGAUGCCGACCCCAUCAACGACUAUUGUGUGGCGGAUUUGGCUAGCAAGAUCACCAUCAACGGCCUGGCCUGCAAGGCUGCCUCGUCUGCCAUGUCGGAGGACUUCGCGUUCAGGGGCUUCCGCAAGGACGGAGACACCAACAACCCCCUCGGCAUCGCGCUUGCACCAGGGUUCGCGGGCAUCAACUACCCCGGGUUGAACACCCUUGGAUUCGCGUUGGCCAAGUUCAACUACGCCAAGGGUGGGCUCGUGCCCCCUCACACCCACCCCAGGGCCGCGGAGGUGAUCUACGUGGUGAAGGGAGAGGUGCACGUCGGAUUCGUCGACACCGCCGGGAAGCUCUUCGCAACGAGCCUGAAGAGGGGCGACUUCUUCGUGUUCCCCAAGGGAUUGGUGCACUUCCAGCUGAAUGUGGGCAGCGGUCACGCCGUGACGAUCUCGGUGUUGAACGGGCAGAACCCCGGCGUACAGUUCUUCACCGCCGUGUUCGCAGCACAGCCGUCAAUCGACACCUCGGCACUGGCCAGGGCGUUCCAGCUCAAGGACAUGGAUGUGAUGGACUUGCAGACCAAGUUCAAGCCCGCCGCGUAAGCUAGUCCAUCCGGAUUGCCAACCGGGUCGUUGGCGAGAUGAGGAGCGACACAUUGUGGACAUUGUAGUCGAUAGGUAUCGUCGAUUGAUUGGUUGUUGUAUUCGAUGUUUUGACUCUGAGAUACCUCACCGUUAGUAUGUGGGUAUUACCAACUGUAUAUCUUGAGGAUGUAGUGUUAGGACUUGCUGUAUGUAUUGAGGGAUGCACUGGUUUUGAUUUGUAUCAGAUAGGCCUUAAUAUGUGUAAGAUUGGUAGAAAAUGACA
Physcomitrium patens is the source of this 934-nucleotide messenger RNA. RefSeq names its product germin-like protein subfamily 2 member 1. The record is from RefSeq and is a predicted model, not a curated record. Lineage: Eukaryota; Viridiplantae; Streptophyta; Bryopsida; Funariales; Funariaceae. Gene Ontology annotation, molecular function: manganese ion binding.